AUGCGCAGUAGGUAAAGGCUAAUCUGGGCUGGAGUCGCCAUAUUGGAGUUUUCCUUCGGCUGCAGGAGAGCGGACGAGUCGUGAGUCCCCAAGAAAAAAGACUUGUUUCUCCCUCUCGCGUCGUCUUGGAAUCCCGUCCGUUGCUGGGUCGAGGCCAGGAGUCUCUCCGUUUGUGUUGAAUGGAUCCACGAAUUGCCUGGAUUCAGCCGGAACAGCUAGGACAGGCGCACCAAACGUGGACACAAAUCUGGCUGACGGCGCAAGGUCUGAACCAGCUGCACCUCAACGGUAACUCCAACUCCAACCUGGAUUCCAACAGCGCGCCCGUCACCCCGCCACCUCCUCCCAGGAACGAUGGGGGACAGCCACAACAUAAUUCCGCUCAGGAUUUUAUUCCAUUGGACUCAAACAGGGCCCCCAGGACGCCCCUACCGAACAGUGCAAAGAGGAAAAGGGACAACCGAGCAAGCACAUAUAACUGUGAACCGGAGGGGGGCACUCCAUGGAAAACACGGCAUUAUGCAGAAGGAGUGAUCGGGUUGCAUGAAGAAAUACUGGACUUUUACAAGUACAUGUCUCCUAGGAUGGAGGAGUUUGCUAUGAGGAAUGAGGUGGUGCAGAGGAUAACCAAUAUCAUUAGAAGUAUUUGGCCAAGAGCAAAGGUUGAGAUUUUUGGCAGCUUUGAAACCGGGCUGUACCUCCCUACCAGUGACAUAGACCUGGUGGUGUUUGGCAGCUGGGAGGCACUGCCCCUGUUUAGGCUAGAGAAAGAGCUCCGACAUAGCAACAUUGCAGACCCUGACAGUAUCAAGGUGUUGGACAAGGCAACGGUACCCAUUGUGAAGCUGACUGACAGAAAAACAGACGUGAAAGUGGACAUUAGCUUCAACAUGCCUAACGGAGUCAAGAGUGCCAAACUUAUAAAGAAAUUCAUGCAGGACUACCCGACGCUGAAGUACCUUGUGCUGGUGCUGAAACAGUUCCUGCUGCAGCGGGACCUGAACGAGGUGUUCACCGGAGGCAUCAGCUCCUACAGCCUCAUCCUCAUGACUGUCAGCUUUCUACAGCUCCACCCCAGGUACGACGCCACCUCUCCCAGUGCCAACCUCGGAGUUCUGCUGAUCGAGUUUUUCGAGUUGUACGGACGAAACUUCAACUACCUUCAGACCGGCAUCAGGAUCAAGGAUGGGGGAGCCUACAUAACCAAAGAGGAGAUGCAGGUGAACAUGGAUAACGGUUACCGGCCGUCCAUGCUGUGUAUCGAGGACCCACUGAACCAGGGGAACGACAUCGGCCGCAGCUCGUACGGCGCCAUGCAGGUCAAGGCAGCUUUUGACUACGCCUACAUCACACUGUCCCGCGCAGUAUCGUCGAAUAAGCAGUACUAUGCGUCCAAUAAUUUCAGCAUCCUGGGCAGGAUAGUGAAGGUGACAGAGGAAGUUGUGGAGUACAGGCAGUGGAUCCAGCAGAACUGGUCCCAGAACAUCCAGCCCAACCCGCUCCUGACCCAGCCCACCUACGCCAGCGUGGCCAGGAUGCCUCACGUACACAACAUGCAGCACCAGAUACAGAUGCAGAACCAGGCCAACCACAGUAACCAGCUGCAGGCGCACGCCAUGACAUCCCACAAUGCCGUGGGGUCCACGGACUCGGCCGGUUCGGAGGCCAUGAUGGUGUCUGACGGGGAAAUGUCGAGCCACUCGGCCAGCUCCAGUCAGGCCUCGUCUCCCGCAUCGUCCAUAUCCGCCAGCGCGUCGUCAUCUCCAUCCAACAGCGACACAGAUUCCAGCUCAGAAUCAUCGUCAUCAUCAUCGUUAUCACCACAUGGAGUCACCGGCAUUCCCGACAAGGCCGGAGCGCCGUCCCCAAAACCUGGAGCGACGCCUGCCCCAGUGACAAACAGUGACGCCCAGACGAUACCGACCGCUACCACAAGAAGUGCGACCACUGUUGGCACCACCACUUCUAAAGAGACUUCUUUUCCUUCUUCCAAUGUCGAGUUGUCCGCGGCUGCCGCGGUCACGACGUCUAUCGUUCCCUCGACGACGACAAGAAGCGUCACGCCCACCGCCGUAACAAGAACUACUGACCCAACCCCUGCAGAAACCCCUGCGUCCGCCCCUACACCGGCGCCCUCCACUGUCGCUGCCCCCGUGAGACAGAACACUGUGUCCACAAGUACGGCCAACAACUCCAGCAACAGCAGUAGACCCAACACCCCCAACAGAGGGCCGCGGCAACAGAGGGUCAACAGUUCAUCGCACGGAGGCGAGGACAUGAGAAGACAGCACGCGGGCCCCUCUAGGAUGUGGCACCACUCGCACAAUCAGGGCCGCACGCAAUACAAGCAGUCCUCGCCGCACCAGAACAACAAGAACUUCCGCAACGCUUCCAACAAGAAGAGAAGACGUCCCCAGCAACAGCCGCAGCAGACGAGAGACAACCCCAGCAAUAGUAACAGCAACAGCGGCCACGGCACCUCCAGAUAGGGCACAGUGUGCAGCAACACACGGAGAUGUUGCUCAACGAGUCUUUCUGCACACUUCUCUCUGGACAUGCAGCUGUAAAGUAAGCCGGAGCCAUGGCUCACAAACUGGCUCACGCGGUUAAAAAAGAAAGAGUGGCAGUGGAAACUUAGUGGCGACCCAUGCUGCAACAGUGUUGAAAGCUGUGCAAUAGUAUGUCCUAUUCUCUGCUCUCUCUGGUGUGCUGAAAAGGCGCCAUCAUUUUAAAUUAUAACGGGGAAUGUUGUCCCCAAACGAUAUGAGGAAAUUACUGAAUGUUGACAAAGCCUGUACAUUAUCAAAGCACAUCAUACUUUGCAGUAGAGAUUUCAAAGAAAGCUCUUAUAAAUGUUCAUAUUAUUUGCUGGGUGAGCAUCAAGUCUGCUGAAAAUGUGGGGAAAUUUUUUACCCUGCUAGCAUGGAAUUUUAUGCCAUAUCGUGCGAAAGGAAAGCUAAUUGCAAUAUAUUGCUCGAAAAGGAUCUUAUUUCCUUAUGAUCAGGAUUUGUUUGCAAAACUUCUCUCUCUUUUUUUUUGAGGCGGCGUAUGCUGUGUUUUAAUCCCUCGUGCAUCAUGAGUCGAGCUAGUUUUUUCACGUAAACAUUAGUGAUAUUUUUAUGUUCCCUUGCAAUGUAUGAAGCAAUAUGUAACUUAAUGUUGCCCGCCGUCGUCUUGGUGAAGAAAAAAAUCAUCAAGAAGACGGCAUCUCAUGAUUUGUUGAACUCAAAAACAAAGACUUGUACAGUGCUGAGGAUACUACUAGUGUUGUUUAAGAGAGAUAGUGCCAUGCUGUCGUGGACCAAAGUACAGCCAUUGUAAAUUGCAUAGCUAGAGGAUCCUGACUUACAAAACAGUCAGGGCGUUCGUUGAGAGAGGAUAUGUUUAAUGUACUACAUUUUACUAUGUUGUCUUUCCCCACCCCCCACCCACCUACCAAAUCAGGGCUAAACAAUGAUGGCAACGUGCUAGCCAAUUGUUGCAAAUAAAUUGCAUGUUGUUCAAUAUGUACAGACUUAAAGUAAUAAAAAAAGGAAGGAAUCCUAGAUAUAAACCGAGCCAUAGGACUGCAGUUUUCGAAACAUGUUUGCAAUACAACUUGUAGGUGAAGAGUGACAGUGCCUAGGAUGUUAAAAAAAGGUGCAAUGAAGCAGUUGGGCUGCAAGGGGGAGCUAUUAAAGGAAGGUUUACUUAGGUUGACUGUUCUUUCGCGACCACAGUUAAAUAUAUGUAGACAGAACGAGGGUACGUAACAAAACAGACGAAGGAAGAGGAGUAGGUUUAAACAAGGGGUUUGAAAAAAAAAUGGCUGUACAAAUUUUUACAACUGAUGUCAAUUUAUGGUUGGACAAUCAGGGCUGUACAGAAUGUGUAUAGGAGCAUUUAAAUUCUUGUCUUCUUAAUAACCUGAACCCAAGCGUGGCAUUGUCAUGACUAGAGAGCUAUAACCUCUCAAUAAAAAUAUGCAAUAACACUGGAGCUCUUCCAUAGCUAACGUAGCCGCAUGUUUGCAUACAUGCCUCCACAUGAUCCCCUUUAUAUAGCCAGGUGCUGCAACUGUUGCCUUCGAUUUUUGUGUACACCAACCGUUAUUUUGGAAAUGUAAAAACUCUAUUAGGAACAAGAAGUCAAUAUUUAAGGAGACCACAAAUUAAGGCAGUGACAAGAAAAUGAAAAGUUGUACAGAGUGGAAGUAUUUUAGUUGGGGAAGCUAUUUUUGUCGCCAAGCAAGAGAGGAUAAAGUGUACUAAAUCAUCGUAUUAUGCACAUCUUCCAUUUUGCCGACCUUGUUGCUGAUUGUUUUAUUUGUAUGAGCUUUCUGCCAUUUGUAUAGUGAAACAGGUUGGUGAGAUGUGAUCGUAACGCAGCGUCCUGUGCAGCUGUGAAAGUGUUUUUCUUUUGUUCCGUACUCGUGGUCGGUAUCGAGAAAAAAAUGGCUGAACCCUUUCUGUUGAUUCACUUUCACAUUCCACAAGAAUUGUAAUUGUCGAAAAAACAAAGUACAAAGCUGAUGUAAGACUUACUGUGAUAGUGGAAAUUUGCGAACACUAUGAUUUCAUCUGCUGUUUAAAAAAAAUUGUGCUGCUACUGUAAGGAAAGCCUUUUUUGUUCCUCUUUUCUUUGAGACCAAGUCUAUGGCAGGACUUUGAGUAAAUAUUGUACAGAUAGUGUUGUAGAAAUUGCCCAAAGGUGCCUUGUUAUUCAUAGAUUACUUCUUAACAUAGUCAACAACAUCUUCAUCAUUGUAAUAGUGGCAGAAAUUAGGUAGUGCAGAAAGUAACAAUAUUCCAGAUUUUUUAUGAACCUAGUAUUCCAUCAAACAAGAGAUUAAAACCCAGGGAUCUUUUGUUACUUAUAAACCAUGAUAGUGAGAGAAAAAAAAUUGCUGUAAAUCUUAUUUUAAGUCAUCUUGAUUCUUUUGUUUGUUAUUGUACUUUGUGAACAAAGUUAUGUAAAGCUUUAGACAUUUUAAUCUGAUGUUCAACCAUUUAUGUGCUUCUGGUUCGUUAUGUAAAGAUGCUACUAUCAAAGCUUGGUUAUUUUAUGCCAAGGUUCAUGUAUGUAUCAUUUAUAUGGUUUUUGUUCCACUGCAAUUUUGGCAAUGGGAGAAAACUGCAUUGUGCUAAAUGGAAAGAAUAUCAUUGAUAGUGCAGAAACGUGUACACACCCAUUUGUACAGUAUCCAUGUCAUAAGUAUUUUCAGUGUAUCCGAUCGUUCCUUUGAAUCAAGUGGAACCAUUACGAACCUUAUACGACGACUUUUUUGUAAGAUAAUCAACUUUUGGAAAUUCCUGUACCAAGUUGAGUAGAGUCAAGUUUUGAAAAAAAAAAA
This is a messenger RNA of Branchiostoma floridae (Florida lancelet), 5332 nucleotides long. Its product is annotated as terminal nucleotidyltransferase 4B-like. The coding region runs from base 180 to 2489 and encodes 769 amino acids. Gene Ontology annotation, molecular function: poly(A) RNA polymerase activity; mRNA binding. Gene Ontology annotation, cellular component: TRAMP complex; nucleolus. The transcript is spliced from 12 exons. The record is from RefSeq and is a predicted model, not a curated record. Lineage: Eukaryota; Metazoa; Chordata; Leptocardii; Amphioxiformes; Branchiostomatidae. Gene Ontology annotation, biological process: RNA 3'-end processing.